GAUCGAGUUCUGUUGUGGAGAGAGGUGAGAUCAGCGAGAACACAAGGCCAGCUGACGAGAGAAACAGGAAAGAGCAGGGAAACGGACUAAGGCAUAUAAAGCCAAUUAUUUACGUGUAAACAAGAAUGUCAAUGUCAGGUUCGCCACAGCAGUUACUGAAAGGACGAGAAAUUCCAAGCAGACGUAUAGUUUUAAACGAUAUUUCGCAGCUACCUCAUGAUUACAGUACGACCCCUGGAGGAUCCAUAUUUUCUACUACCCCAGGCGGUUCCAAGAUUUUCUACGAACGUUCGUUCUUGCUGCAGUGUCGAAACUCACCAUUGACAAAGAGUCCUCCACCAAAUAUGGCCAAGAUUCCCGGAGUUACAGCGCCGGGAACUGUCGAUAUGCCACUGGAAAAUGGCAAUGUUACGGAUGAAAAUCAAAAAGUAAAACCAACUGGAGAAAAGGCUGAACAUGAAGAUGGGCCACAGUUUGAGAUGGACAUAUGAAUUCACCACCCAGUAUGCCUUUCAGUUAUAGCUUCCAUUGGUGAUGUCCACAGGAAUUCUACCAGUUUGGAAGUGCUCUUUCGUUGCGAACACUGUUUUUUUUUUUUUUUUUUUUCUAGACAGCUUUUCCAAAUUUGGCGUUCAUACCCUUUUAAGAGGAUUGUGUUGAGCGAAAAAUUGGGAAUUACAUUGAAACCAGGCUACAAAUCGGAAAAUGUUUUGUUUCCAAUACAAAGCAGUUUGUCCAUUCCUUGACAUUUGUAUGCAGAAUUGCCACCAUGUCGAUGCUUUAGACCCAACAUGACGCCGUUAGUAGCCUGUUUCACUGUUAAAGAUUGGACAAGGUGUAGUACAUGUGAUGUCCAUGUCAAGUGCAGCAUUGUUUUUUUAUUCCUUUUUAAUUUGGCAAUAUUGUAUUGAGAAUUGUCAAUUUGGUAGCAGAUUUGGGGGAACAGAACUCUGGGAAACUUAACCAUGCAUCGAUGGGUUUCUUCCCGCUCUACCAAUGAGAGGUAUUGAAGUGGAUGAUAAUGUGUAUGCGAGAUGGCAGUGCAUUAAAGACCCAUUCCCUGAGUAUAUAUGAAAUCCUUUUUAUACAGUAUGAUUGUUUCUUUUUACAUUGUUGUCAGGGAAUAUGAGAGAGUUAAGGUGUGUGCCAUCUUGACACCAUUGAAGGAAGCCCUAGGAGCAUGGGUAGCCUAUAGAAGUGAUGAACAGCUCAAAGUUUCAGCAAAUUGAAAAAAAUUCAGGACAUUUUUUUAAGUUACCGAAACUGCAAACAGUUUUGUUCUCCUCCUUUGUAUCGAUAGAAAAUAAGAUAUUUCGAGCCCAAGAGGGCAUGUGAUAGGGUUAUUAUGUCAUUGCGUAAAAAUGGCUGAAAUGGUGCAUCUAGUUAUUCUUCUCAGUGAUACAUUACCUAACCUAGCUGGUUGUCUCAAAUACGUACUGCAUUACACAGGCUUUUCUCUACAAUUUGUGAGAGACUUCUAGACAAGUUACAUUACUGAUUAGCAAAUGUAGGAACAACUGCAUAACCAGCUUGAUAACAUGAACAAUUUCCAAUACUGAAAAAUGUGACUCUCCUGUGUUUUAAAAUCUAAUGGUAUCAAUGUUUUAAGCAAGUGAAUUGGUGGCAAAUGAAAAGUAGACCUAAUACAGAAGGGCAUUAUUUGAUACUUAACAUACUGAGUUUGUUUUCUAGUUUAAUAUCUGUUCAAUGUUAACCAGCAAAUCUGUUAUUAUUUUACUAGAUUGAAUUUUGUUAAAAAUGUCCCCUUAGCCGACUUUCUCUGUAUAUUGGUAAUUUCGUUCUUUAAGUAGGUCCCCUGAUGUUUUUAAUUGUAUCCAUUAUAAUUUUGAUACUACAACAUGGCAACAUUUAUAACGUUUGCUAUAUAACCUCUUUUUUUCUGCAUUGUAUUAUAAUUUAGUACAUUCUGCUGGACUUCACUUUUUUAAGUAUUAUUUAUAAGAUCAUGAGGUAAGAAGAAUUGUGAUUGGUUGUCUGUAUGCAAUGUUAUGGUAGAGGUCGUUCGACAUCUAGCACUAUUUUAUUGUGACAGAUGACUGUACACGAUAUAGAUCAUAAAAAAAAGUUAUUAAAAUUAUGAAAUUUAAA
Messenger RNA from Pecten maximus, 2109 nucleotides. RefSeq names its product eukaryotic translation initiation factor 4E-binding protein 2-like. The record is from RefSeq and is a predicted model, not a curated record. Gene Ontology annotation, molecular function: eukaryotic initiation factor 4E binding. The coding region runs from base 126 to 491 and encodes 121 amino acids. Gene Ontology annotation, biological process: negative regulation of translational initiation. Lineage: Eukaryota; Metazoa; Mollusca; Bivalvia; Pectinida; Pectinidae. The transcript has 3 exons. Gene Ontology annotation, cellular component: cytoplasm.